AUGGGAAAAGAUGACAUGGUAAGAUACCAUGAUGAAAGAGCUGAUAUCUCUAGACUAUCAUAUGUAACGAAAAAUCAAGUACAACUGGCUAGUCCAACUUUGAUUGAAGUUGGUCAAAAUACUAAAUUGAUUUUGACGCCUCAAUCACGAGGACAAGUGGAAUUUGAAGUUACAAACCAAAGAAAUUUUGCCGUACUAUAUUUCUUCUCAUGCAGCGACGAAGAAAGUUUUUUGCAAGGAAUUCAACCCGACAGAAUGUACGUACAACCUGGACAAACAGUGAACGUUUUGGUAUUUAUUCAAGUAAAGCCCGGUGCUCAAGAAGGCUUAGUCGACCGAUUAACAUUUAGGGCAAAUGCUCAAGGUGAUAUAACCACAAAAUCGGCGCUUCUACAGGUUUCGACCUUAGGUGGUUCGCAUGACACCACACGACCAACACUGGAAUAUACUUAUGGUAGCAGAUGUGAAGGAAAGUUGGAAUAUGAUCGUUGUUCAGGUGCAAUAUGGACUUUGCAAAUUAGUGCAAGGGAUUACGACAGCGGUUUGUUAAGUUUGAGAUCAGUGCCAAAAGGCUUAGUUACCAGCUCGUACAGUGCUGGUACCAAAGAGCAAGUUUCAGCAUUUUACAGUGCCUCUUGUUGUAAUCCAAGAGUUGUACUAACAUCUACGGAUGUAGCCGGAAACCAAAAUUCCUACACUGUCGAUGUCUCAGAUAUCUAUUUAGAUUCGGCAUCUAUAGCAUUGAUAGUCGUCGGAAUUCUGUUACUGAUUGCUUUGGUCGUGCUAGUUGUCUUGGGUGUUCUUGCGUGUCUCAAGCGUAAACGUGCAUCAAGGGAUUUGCCGGCAUACCGAGGAGAAAGAGCAAGGAUUUAAAAUUUACUGAAUAUUGGUAGACAUACGUCGUAUUAUUAGAUUGAACAAAAUAUCGAAAAUAUACCAGUCAAAUAUCGAAAAUAUGCCAGUCAAAUUUUGGUGUUAAACAUAAAAUAUUAGAUAUAAAAAUUAUCAAAGAUGACGCUGAAUACUAAGUUUUUUUAAGGAGGUAUUCUAG
Ctenocephalides felis (cat flea) is the source of this 1051-nucleotide messenger RNA. RefSeq lists its product as uncharacterized. Bases 1 to 873 code for a protein of 290 amino acids. NCBI's taxonomy places the organism in Eukaryota, Metazoa, Arthropoda, Insecta, Siphonaptera, Pulicidae. The transcript is spliced from 7 exons. The record is from RefSeq and is a predicted model, not a curated record.